Messenger RNA from Phytophthora infestans T30-4, 1866 nucleotides. RefSeq names its product glucan 1,3-beta-glucosidase, putative. The coding region runs from base 1 to 1866 and encodes 621 amino acids. Gene Ontology annotation, biological process: glucan catabolic process. Gene Ontology annotation, molecular function: beta-glucosidase activity. Gene Ontology annotation, cellular component: cell surface; extracellular region. The record is from RefSeq and is a predicted model, not a curated record. The transcript has 5 exons. NCBI's taxonomy places the organism in Eukaryota, Oomycota, Peronosporomycetes, Peronosporales, Peronosporaceae.
AUGAUGAAGACUGGCAGUCUGUCUUGGUUGGAGUGCAAGCGCGAGCAUUUCCGACACAAGCAGCGCACACCUCACUCCGCUCCUGCACAAGCUUCCGACGUUUCCGUAGUCGCCAUGAAGGUUUUGCUACAAGUGGCUGCAGCACUCUCAUGGUUGUCGAUGGCAGCAACGGCCAUUAAGCCCGUCGAGCACGUCCUGGACACCAUGUUGCGUGGCAACAACGACAGCUUACCGGGGAUCAAGGACGCCAAGUGGUAUUGGGAAAACGACCACGAAUUCACCUCCGAGAAUCUCGAAUUCUUCGAAAACUUCAAGCCCCACGACGAGAACCAGACGUGUUCCAGUGACCGACACGCUACUCCAUUCAACAAGCAGGUCCGCGGUGCCAAUCUCGGUGGUUGUACACAAGAGCGGUUCGGCGACAAGGCCCCCGAGAAGACGGCAAUGGAUAUGUACACCUUCUGCACGGCACUAGGCAAGGAAGAAGCCAAUCGCCAACUGCGUAUUCACUGGGCUACCUGGGUGACCGAAGCUGACCUGAAAGAGAUGGCUGAAGCCGGCGUGAACUCGCUCCGUGUACCGGUGGGCGACUGGAUGUUCAUUCCGUAUGAGCCCUACAUCGGCUGCACGGACGGCGCUGUCAAUGAACUGGACCGUGUUGCUAACCUCGCCUACAAGUACAACAUCGACUUGCUGCUGGACAUCCACGGACUCGUCGAUUACUACUGGAAGUCCUACAAGCGCGUUAAGGCCCGUGCGCCGCCAGGCAAAUUUGUGCUGCACGACUCGUUCCGGUUCGGUGUCCAGUAUUGGUCGCAGUUCAUGCGCGGUUGCCCCGAUAUCGCCCUGGACACCCACAUCUACCAGGCUUGGAACGCCCCCGGUACCCGAUCAGACUACUUCUCUAAUGCCUGUCAGCAAAAGUAUAUGAUUGCCGACAUGGAGAACGCUAUGAUGCCUGUAAUUGUUGGUGAAUGGUCGCUGGGCACAGACAACUGCGCCAUGUGGCUAAAUGGCUUCAAUGACAAUCUGCCGGGUUUCCCUAACAUUCAGUGCCGCAUGACACAGUGCCCCGUGCACAGCACCUACCUCGGCCAGGGAUUCCCCGGCACUCCGUUGGAUAUUACAAGGCCAAUUCAAGGUCCGUACGGCACUGGCCAAUCCGGUCCGUCGUUCGGCAAGUGCCCGAUCACCAGCAACACGUCGUUUGGCCAGCAAGACGACACCGACGAGCGCGAGUUCACGCGUAACUUGAACAUGAAGAAGCUGAAUGCAUUCGCCGUUGGUCACGGCUGGUACUUCUGGAACUUCAAGACGGAGUUUGGCUCGCGUUGGAACUUCCUGGAGCUGGUUCGUAAGAGCGCUUUUCCCAAGAAUGUGUCGAAUUAUCGCUCCGACGAGGAAGUCUUCUCGGCUUGCCUGGCUGAGGACAAGGGCGCAUUCGUCUGUGCGGCAAAGCGUGGAGUUCAUCGAUCGGACCUCGAGAGCGGCUUGGAUUUUGCCUGUGGUGGCGACGAUGGCAAGGUGGACUGCACCGACAUUGACAAGCGCUUUACUACGAUCGAGGAGCGCUGUGACUGGGCGUUCAACGAGUACUGGCAUGCUCACCGUGAGGAAGGCGCUACAUGUGACUUUGGCGGCGCAGCACACCUUAUGACGAUCCCCAGUCCGUCUAGCGUCGAGCGUCAGGAAUUCCUGACCGCCUCCGUUACGUUGACGGUUGGAACUCUGACCACGAUCAUGGACGCCGAUUGCUGGGUGCAAUAUCGCUCAACAUGGUGGGCCAAGUUGGACAACACGUACGCGUUAGCUAGCCUAGCUGCUAGGCGGGUUUCUCGAUCUGAGGUCCUGAGCAAGUAUGGAUAG